Messenger RNA from Aspergillus tanneri, 2616 nucleotides. RefSeq names its product chloride channel protein. The record is from RefSeq and is a predicted model, not a curated record. The transcript has 7 exons. Bases 1 to 2616 code for a protein of 871 amino acids. Gene Ontology annotation, biological process: chloride transport; transmembrane transport. Gene Ontology annotation, cellular component: Golgi apparatus; membrane; early endosome. Gene Ontology annotation, molecular function: voltage-gated chloride channel activity. Lineage: Eukaryota; Fungi; Ascomycota; Eurotiomycetes; Eurotiales; Aspergillaceae.
AUGCAGCCGGAUCCAGAGCUUGAAGGCCCGUCCCCAUAUACGCAAUCAGCAAGUGACCAUGGACAAUCUCCGACUGGAUAUCAUGGUGGUUCGUACAAUUUGAGUGAAUCGUUGACAGGGACGUUGCAUGUGCCGUGUGAUAUCAUUCAAGCGCAAACAGAAACAACGGUCUACAUUCAGUUGUCGAACAUAUUUUCGGAUAAUUCUACAUCCACUGGUGGAAAUGCGCGUUAUAGUUUUUCGACCUCUCGAAAUGAACAAUCUCCUGGGGCUACGCCGUCAUUAAGAGGUAGCUCAUUAAAUGGCAGUGGGAACUUCAAUACACAGAAAGAGGGUGGUCUAUUAGAUUGGUAUGUUGAAGGCCCAGGGCGACGAGUAGGAUAUGACGAUCUUACGGCAAUUGAUUGGAUUUUUGAAUAUUCAAAGGAACGACAAAGGAAGAGAGUUCUAUACUCUAGUGGGCAGGGUGUUCUAGGAUAUUUCCGCAAACUUCUCAAUGCGGGUAAUGUUUGGAUUGUAUUGAUCGCCACAGGAAUAUCAGUUGGGAUCAUUGCAGCUUGCAUUGAUAUCGCAAGCAAUUGGCUAGGAGACUUGAAAAAUGGUUAUUGCGAAAACGGGCCUGGUGGAGGCAAAUUUUACCUUAAUCGAAAAUUUUGUUGUUGGGGUAACGAAGACUUGUCCAAGUGCAUAGACUGGACACCGUGGCGAAAGGCAUUGGGGGUUACCUCCAAUGGAGGAGGAUUUAUGGUUGAAUAUAUUUUCUACGUUCUUUAUUCUGUACUUUUCGCUGUCUGUGCUAGCAUUUUGGUCAGGACCUAUGCACUUUAUGCAAAACAUAGUGGAAUACCUGAAAUUAAAACAGUGCUCGGUGGCUUUGUGAUAAAGCAUUUCAUGGGACCAUGGACUCUUACCAUAAAGUCUCUAGGCCUUUGCUUAUCUGUUGCUUCUGGUAUGUGGUUGGGUAAAGAAGGCCCACUUGUCCAUGUUGCAUGUUGCUGUGCCAAUGUGAUGAUGAAGCCUUUCGAAAGCCUGAACCAUAACGAAGCGAGGAAGCGCGAAGUGCUGUCCGCUGCUGCAGCAGCAGGGGUUUCCGUGGCCUUUGGAGCGCCUAUUGGGGGUGUUUUGUUUAGCUUAGAGCAAUUAUCAUAUUAUUUUCCGGACAAGACCAUGUGGCAAAGCUUUGUGUGUGCCAUGGUCGCUGCAGUGACCCUACAAGCACUCAACCCAUUUCGAACAGGAAAUAUUGUUCUUUACCAGGUUAAAUAUACACGCGGAUGGCAUCGCUUUGAGAUGAUUCCAUUCGUAAUACUUGGCAUUGUAGGUGGUAUAUACGGUGCAUUCUUAAUCCGGCUGAACAUGAAAGUUGCGAAAUGGCGACGGUCUCGGGUUUCAUCUCGCCCUAUUAUAGAGGUGCUAAUAGUAGCUCUUUUAAGUGCUCUAAUUAACUUCCCCAACCUCUUCAUGAGGGCGCAAAACUCUGAACUCGUUCAUUAUUUAUUCGCCGAAUGUGGGAAUGGGGAUGCCUCUGAUGACCUGUUUGGACUCUGCAGGACGGGUGCUGCGUCGGCUAGCACAAUAGCUCUUCUGCUUAUGGCUGCCAUUCUCGGCUUUUUCCUUGCAGCUUUGACCUUUGGGCUCGAUGUGCCUGCUGGUAUAAUCCUUCCAUCAGUUGCUAUCGGCGCUUUGUAUGGACGUGCCUUAGGUAUGGGAUUCAAAAUGUGGCAGGAAGCGUACCCGGACGGUUUUCUUUUCGGCAAAUGUGAUCCCGAUAUCCCAUGUGUGACCCCUGGAAUAUAUGCAAUCAUUGGUGCAGCUUCCGCUCUUGGUGGCGCCACAAGGAUGACCGUAUCAAUUGUGGUUAUCAUGUUUGAACUGACGGGUGCUUUGACCUACGUUAUUCCGAUCAUGAUCGCAGUCAUGCUUUCAAAGUGGUGUGGUGAUAUUUUUGGGAAACGCGGUAUCUAUGAGUCGUGGAUUCAUCUGAACGAAUAUCCAUUUUUGGAUCACCGUGAUGAUACAACUCCGCCAGAUGUGCCUGCUUAUAGGAUCAUGACUAUGGUUGACGACCUUACAGCCAUUGUUGCUGUUGGCCAUACAAUUGACACCCUUCGUAAUCUACUCGAUACCACCUCAUACCGAGGAUUCCCCAUUGUUACUGAUACUUCCAAUCCAAUUCUUUUGGGUUACAUCUCUCGAAAUGAACUUUCAUAUGCCUUGAAAAAUCCGUCAUCGCCUACGGACCGUGAACUGCCGGGUACAACCCAGGUUCUAUUUGCUCACCAGCCUUUCGCUGAUCCGAUGGACGCUCUUGACUUACGGCCCUGGGUGGACCAGACUCCUAUUACACUAAAUAGCGGCACAACAUUCCUGAUAGUACUGCGGAUGUUUCAGAGACUUGGUCUCCGCUAUGUUCUAUUUGCUGAUAAAGGAGUCCUCCAGGGCCUACUCACUAAGAAAGAUGUUUGGUCUGUUAUUAAUGGACCCAGUUUCCAUAAGAGGGAGGGCCUAAGAGAAAACACAUUCCAUGAACCAAAUACAGCUGAGGAAGUUGGCUUGCUAGAGAAUGAUGAUGUGACUAGCUUUGCCAGUUCCAUGGACAGGAGACAAUCGCUUUAA